AUGGCAUCGGUCAGAACGGAAUCGGGUCUAUAUGUCUACGUUGAGCCGAAAGAAAGAUGGGUUUCUCGACGCACUGUUUUUCAAUCCACAAUAGCUGCUAGUGUUUCGAUUGUCUCGAUGUCGGGACAGUUCGUGCUGGCCGACGAGGUUGAAGAAUCUUCCGUUCUGCCUCAAACGACGACCCGCCCUUACGCACCGACUGAAUUUCUAAUGCCUGCAGUUCGAGUCCAACACGUGAUCGAACGAGCUUACGACUUGGCCACAUCGCUCCAAGUACCAAGUUCGCCUGAUCCGCAAGCAGCUUUGACCGAACUCGAAUUUCUGUUGUUGACACCCCAAAACUACACCAGCUCUGUUCUAAACACCAUUGCAAUUCAACCCGCUCCGCAAUACAUCGAAAGCUAUAAACGAAAGCGACAAGAACUUUCGUUGCUGGAACAGCCGGGAGCGGCCAUGGUACAGAAUGGAGAGAUUGACACCUGGAAACGCCUCAAAAGACAAGAGCGGGCUCGAGAAAACACGGAUGAAAUCAGGGCAGCCCUCAACGUUUAUACAGCCAACCUAAAUUUCAAUGCCGACUCAUAUAUUUUCAACGAAUCCAAGGCACUCAAAUCGAAACUCAUUCGGGAAGACAAACUUCCCGACGUCAAGACUGUUAUCGCAUCCGAUAUGGGGAUGCGUUAUCUGUACCGCAAUCAAGUCUUGACGGCAAUGGAUGAAGCGCGAGCAGAAUUGCGCUACCAGUUGACGCUGUCUUCAAAUGCGAUGGAUGUGGCUGAUUUGGUGGAGUUGCUAGAAAAGGCACGGAACGCGUUGGACACUUGGCUUUCACUUAUUGAUCCUCCUGACCUUCGUGAAGCACAACAUGCACUAGCGAUGGCUACAUAA
Messenger RNA from Phaeodactylum tricornutum CCAP 1055/1, 888 nucleotides. RefSeq lists its product with no specific name. Lineage: Eukaryota; Bacillariophyta; Bacillariophyceae; Surirellales; Neidiaceae. The coding region runs from base 1 to 888 and encodes 295 amino acids. The transcript has a single exon. The record is from RefSeq and is a predicted model, not a curated record.